AUGGUCUCCCAGAUCAGUCAGAACUAUCACCAGGAUUGUGAAGCUGCUGUCAACAAGCAGAUUAAUGUGGAGCUCACUGCCUCCUAUCUCUAUCAGUCUUUGAUGUCCUACUUUGACUGGGACGAUGUUGCCCUCCCCCAUUUCUCCCAGUUCAUCAAACAUCAGUCCCAGGAGAAGCAGGAACAUGCAGAGAAGCUACUGAAAUUCCAGAAUCAGCGUGGAGGCCGGGUCCUCCUCCAGGAUGUGAAGAAGCCAGAGAGGGAUGAGUGGAGUAACAGCCUGCAGGCAAUGCAGGUUGCCCUGGAUCUGGAGAAGAAUGUGAACCAGAGUUUGCUGGAUCUACACCAACUCGCCACUGCCCAGACUGACCCUCAUCUGUGUGACUUCCUGGAGACCCACGAUUUGGAUGAGGAGGUGGAGAUCAUCAAGCAACUUGGGGACGACAUCACCAACCUGAAGCGCCACGGCCAGUACACCUACUCCACAUGUUGUUUGACUGUGGUGGGAGACUGGAACAGAUCCACAGUCGACGAGAUCUCGGCAGAUUCAGAAUGGAUCCACGAUGUACAUCAGUUGUCUGUACUAAAUGGUCCGAAAGCACAUGGAUUCUGUUGCUGUAGCUCAAUAGGAAAAUGUUUACUGUUGACAAAAUCUGGCCAUUUCUCACUGGGCUCCAACACUGUUGUUCAAAAGGUACAAAGACUAAUCCCUCAGAGUAACAAACUGACAGAAUUCAGCAAAUCUGUGAUGAGUGUUUAUUAA
Messenger RNA from Stegostoma tigrinum, 762 nucleotides. Its product is annotated as ferritin, heavy subunit-like. The transcript has 6 exons. Gene Ontology annotation, molecular function: ferrous iron binding; ferric iron binding. Lineage: Eukaryota; Metazoa; Chordata; Chondrichthyes; Orectolobiformes; Stegostomatidae. The record is from RefSeq and is a predicted model, not a curated record. The coding region runs from base 1 to 762 and encodes 253 amino acids. Gene Ontology annotation, biological process: intracellular iron ion homeostasis; iron ion transport. Gene Ontology annotation, cellular component: cytoplasm.